Penicillium olsonii is the source of this 1551-nucleotide messenger RNA. The record is from the annotation of a GenBank genome assembly. Lineage: Eukaryota; Fungi; Ascomycota; Eurotiomycetes; Eurotiales; Aspergillaceae.
AUGGAGCGUCGCAUCACUCGUUCUGCGGCUCUAGCUGCGACGGCUGCGCUAGUCACCGAGAGUAAUAGCCCGGCUAUCAAACAUGAACCAGAUCAGCCAAAGGUUGCCAAGAAAUCUAAGAAGAAGGGCUCUCAAACCACUACUCUCAAUCCUUCCAAGCCUGCGACAGUCUCCGAGCCUGCUUCUGUUGUCGAUGCCAAUUCUCUCGUCAGUCCGACUGCGCCAAUCAAAGAAGAGAAGCCAGUUCUGUUCAAUGAGCUUCCGCAUAAUCUGGGAUCCAUACCGAGCACUUCGGUGGCAGGAAAAAAUACCACUCAAUCGCCUGUUGGGUCAGACAAGGAAAACCAAUCUUUGCACACUAAGGCAACUGGAUUGGCUGCCGAUCUCCAGCAUACUGUGGACAAGACUGUUACCAAGACUGAAGAUACCCCAGUAACACAGAUCCCGUCGGGUCGAAAGCCAAAGAAGAACACUUAUGGCUUGACGCCCGGCGUCUCUCCUUUCCCUGAGUUGGCUCGGCCUACCCCCGAGGAGUGUGAAGAGGUCAAUCGGCUGCUAUCGAGUGUUCACGGCGAAGUCACCGCACCCGCAACUAUCCCAGAGCCUUCUCUGACGGUCACUGGCUGUGGAGAGGUCCCAUCAGUUCUAGAUGCCCUGAUCCGCACCCUCCUUAGUGGUGCUACCACAGGCAAAAAUUCCGCCAUGGCUUUCAACGGGCUGGUCAAUCGAUUUGGUAUUCUCUCCGAUGGCAUUGGCAAAGGGAGUGUCAACUGGGAAGCUGUUCGACAGGCCACUGUCAAAGAUGUGUUUGAAGCAAUCAAGCGUGGCGGUCUAGCAGACAUCAAAAGCAAGAACUUGAAGGCGAUUCUAGACAUAGUCCACGAGGACAAUCAAAAGCGACGCAAUGUCCUCUUGGAUGCAGAGUCCAAGGACAACACAGUCCCGAAACUCGUUACAGACAAAGCGGAAAUGGACAAAAAGUACGAAAUUGCCUGCGCAGACCAGAACUUCCUAUCCCUUAACCAUCUCCACAACCUCUCCGCUGAGGAAGCUAUGACAGACCUGAUCAAGUACCCAGGCAUUGGUCCAAAGACAGCCGCCUGUGUGGUCCUCUUCUGUCUUCAGCGACCCUGCUUCGCUGUUGAUACGCACAUCUUCCGACUAUGCCGCUGGUUGGGAUGGGUCCCUUCCAAGGCUACUGAAGUCACUGCUUUCAGCCACCUGGAGGUACGGAUUCCAGACCACCUCAAAUACUCGCUCCAUCAGCUUUUCAUCCGGCAUGGCAAGAGCUGUCCUCGAUGUCGGGCUAUCACGGGCGAGUCGAGUGAUGGAUGGGAAAAUGGCUGUGUCAUCGAUCACUUGGUGACCCGUACUGGAAAGCGGAAGGGCACUGGAUCGGCUGCUGCCACUCCCAAGCCAAAGAAGAAGAUUGCCAAGAAGGUAGCGGUCUCGCAGACGAAGCGCAAGGGGAACGAUGCUGAAUCUGAAUCGGAUGUCGAGGAGAGUGAACUCUCCAGUGUCGGUGAUAUGAGUGACGAAUACACUCCCUAG